UUCUCUCAUCGUAACAAUGACUUUCUCCAUAUCUUUUCCAAUGGUGUUGGUGGCAACAUUUGCCAUCAUAACUGCGCCCUCACAAUUAUGCUCGGCCCAUCCUGUAGUGCAAGAUGUGACGUCACAAGACCAGGCAAGGAGCUCAAGUAUAUCAGGUCUUUCGUGUACGAGUUCUCCACUGGGGAUGGCCAGUGGGGCCAUCCCUGAUUCCAGCCUGACGGCGUCAGACUCAUUCGGCCCGGGUAAUCGCCCAAGCCAGGCCCGACUGAAUGGUACUGGUUGGUGGGCAUGCCCGCGUGGAAAGCCCGAGGGUCAAUGGAUCCAGGUAGACCUCGGUCAGUACACGGCCAUCACGGGGCUCAUCGUGCAGGGAGGCAAAACGCAUCAUAUCCGAACCUUUGCUGUAAACUACAGUAACACGGGCGAGUCCAAUGAUUGGCAGAAACUAACUGACAGAGGACAGACCGUACAGUUGAAUGGGCAUAAUGGUAGUGGACAUUCUGUGCCUGUGACGUUCCCCGUGGUACUGAUGGCAAGAUUCCUCCGCAUACUUCCACUGACAUGGAGUAGCUCUGCUUACUAUAUUCUAAGGUUCGAAGUGCUCGGAUGUCAAGACUUAAGCGGCAUAAUCCGAUUAGUGGGUAGUGAUGACAAAUGGAGCGGCCAAGUGGAAAUCUACCGCCAUGAUGCUUGGGGUGCAGUGUGCGAUAGCACUUGGGAUAUGAAGGACGCCACCACCGUUUGCUAUCAGCUCGGCUCCAUCGGGGCUCUGGAGGCUAAAACGGGGUUGUCCAGCCAAGAGAGUGACCGGCCAAUCGUGAUGAAUCGAGUCGCCUGUACUGGAACUGAACGACGGCUGGCUGACUGUCCGUUUGUCUGUACCGGCUCUCAGCAAUGCAACAGCUCAACUGUAGCAGGAGUCGUUUGUAAACCAAGAUCUGAUGUGGUUCGGUUGGUCGGCGGAUCUCGCACCAGCGGCCGAGUGGAGAUAUACCGUGGCGGCAGCUGGGGCACCAUCUGUGAUACAAAUUGGAACGUCACCGAUGCGGGGAUUGUCUGCCGACAGCUCGGUUUCUCAGACGCACUGGAGGCCAAGUCCGCUGCCCACUUCGGGCAGGGUAGCGGACCCGUCCAUAUGGACGGCGUAGCGUGCGAAGGAUCCGAAGAGAAAAUUACCGACUGCCCUUCCUUCUGCUGGGAGGACACAAAGUGUAGCCACUCUCACGAUGCUGGAGUGAUCUGUAGUGAUGUACUGCAGGAAACACCGGAACAACCAACAAGUGACGAAAACUAAACCGCUCAAGCAACCGGGAAGGAUACACAUCAUCAUACACACUCAUCUCCUUGUAAAGGGACAAUAUUUGUUUCAUGGUAUUUUGGACCAUCAAAGUGUCCCUCGUAAUUGCUGGUCGAAUUCUUCUGUAGUCUCGUGACUGGUCUCGGCCUAUAACCCGUGCAUGCUGUAAAGCCAUUAUAAUUAUGGACAGCGGUACCUUGCUUCUCAUGCCAUUGUAGUAUAUUACUGACUGUGUAAUCUACGGCACCAAUCUAUUUUAACAGUGCAUUUCGGUUUGAUGUAGUUUUGAAUGAGAGUUAUUCUUGUCAAUGUAUGUUUUUGUGCAGCAUUAUGUAGAGGGCAACAAUCAUGGGGGCUUUAUUUGUAUAAUAUACACAUUGAUAAUAAGAAAACACCACAAGACCACCCCAAAAAACCAAAAUAUGCGAACAGGAGUUGAAUCGAUAAUCAAUUAUAUUAUUGGACUCGCAUCAAUUUAGAUAUUUUUCAACGUCAGCUACUCAGUAGAAUGAGUCCAUUGAUAUAAAUAUAUUCAAAUGAAAUUGAGAAACAAAAAGUUAAAGUGCAGUGGAUACAUACUGAGGGUGAAAAUGUCAGACUCUCUUAUACUUCUGAUACACCGAUAAACUUUAAUUGUUAUUUUAGGAAAAGCUAAGGAUGUUGCGUAUAUACGGCGUAGAAUAGGCCUACUUUAAGGUGAACAAACUUUGCCAAAUACGUUGAAUGAAAAAGAAAUAAUUUUGUAUGACUUUUGUCACGCAUAAUUUUCGGCGUAAUAGUAUUUAAAAAUAAACCUGCAUUUUUAGCUGGGGAUAACACUUAAUAAACGUAUAACUAUACACACAGGAAAGCACUUGUUAAAGACUUAUAUCAUUAUCAUGCUGCCAAACUGAAUAAUUUUGUAUUAGAGCUAUGUAUAAUGCUUGCCAUAAUAUUUUGUUAGAACAAACUUGUAUUUUUAACUAGGGAUAAUACUUAUUAGAUUUCUUAUAGCUUUAUAUCAGCACACAAGAAAGCACUUAUUGUAGCAAUUUGUAGACCUAUAUGAUUAACACGCUGCCAAUAUACAAAUAAAAAUAAAAACAAAAUUAUCUGAAAACUCAAAA
This is a messenger RNA of Patiria miniata (bat star), 2403 nucleotides long. Its product is annotated as deleted in malignant brain tumors 1 protein-like. Bases 17 to 1294 code for a protein of 425 amino acids. The record is from RefSeq and is a predicted model, not a curated record. The transcript has 8 exons. Lineage: Eukaryota; Metazoa; Echinodermata; Asteroidea; Valvatida; Asterinidae. Gene Ontology annotation, cellular component: membrane.